AUGAACAACCAGCCCACCACAACCUUCAACACCACACGGACGACGACGGCGACGGCUUCCGGCCCCGCCGUCAAGGCGCGGCAACUGGCUCACCUCCAGUCUCAGCUCAGCAUGCUCUCCGCACAUCUCGCCGAUACCGACAGCCUUGUGCGCGUCACGGCAGCACAGGCGGGCUACCUGCGCGAGCUCGGUAGCUGGCACGCGGGCCUGUUCAUGGCCGCGAGCAAGGUUUUGGGCGAAGAUGGCGGUAGGGAGACUUCGCACGAGGAUGACCAGAGACAAUAA
Messenger RNA from Sporothrix brasiliensis 5110, 285 nucleotides. RefSeq lists its product as uncharacterized. The record is from RefSeq and is a predicted model, not a curated record. Gene Ontology annotation, cellular component: DASH complex. The transcript has 3 exons. NCBI's taxonomy places the organism in Eukaryota, Fungi, Ascomycota, Sordariomycetes, Ophiostomatales, Ophiostomataceae. The coding region runs from base 1 to 285 and encodes 94 amino acids. Gene Ontology annotation, biological process: attachment of spindle microtubules to kinetochore.